This is a messenger RNA of Ostrea edulis (European flat oyster), 1426 nucleotides long. Its product is annotated as tripartite motif-containing protein 45-like. Bases 18 to 1154 code for a protein of 378 amino acids. Gene Ontology annotation, molecular function: zinc ion binding. NCBI's taxonomy places the organism in Eukaryota, Metazoa, Mollusca, Bivalvia, Ostreida, Ostreidae. The transcript has a single exon. The record is from RefSeq and is a predicted model, not a curated record.
UUGAAUAUUAUGACACAAUGUCAUCUUCCCAUUCAGCAAAUCGACCUUUAAUCAUGAGUUACGAAGAAUUGAUAACUUGUCCCAUAUGUCUGGAAUAUUUUACGAAACCUCGCUACCUCCCUUGUCUACAUACAUACUGUGAAGACUGCCUUUCGGAUUACAUUUCCACAGCCUACAAACAGGAUGAGGAAGGAUUUUCAUGUCCAACGUGUCGUCUGUUCAAUCGUAUUCCGAUUAAUGAAAAUAAAUCCCCAAAACUGGCGGCAGCGGGUUUUCCGGUUAACCAUUUAAUUAUGACACUGCUUGAUCAAAAGAACAUAGAGCAGAAAGAAGUUGUUUGCCAAUCUUGCUUUAAAAGAGGUCAGGAUGCACCUGGGAAAUUUUGGUGCUAUUCAUGCAGUGCUGCCCUUUGCGAGAUAUGUGGGGACUUCCAUAGAUCCUUGCCUAUUCUUGCCGAUCACAGAAUUGCUCCCAUUGAUGAUUCUGAAGACACCCCUUCCGUUGUGUCCAGCGCCCAUGAUGUUUGUGAAGUCCAUCCCGGAAAGAAACUUGAAAUGUUCUGUCAAGAUCAUGACGUCCCUUGUUGCGUCACCUGCACCAUGGUGAACCAUAGAAAAUGUGAAACCGUUCUUACACUUCAGGAUGCUGCAAAGGGUUCAAAGGAUACGAAAGAGAGCGAUAAGAUUGCCAGUACCAUAAAGGUGCUAAUUGAAGAUAUUGACAGUAAAAUUAAUAUGUUUACAAAAGACUACGAAACACUUGAAAAAGCCAGUGAAUGUCGCAGAAAGGAAAUACAGAAAUUUAGUGACAAAGUAAUAAAACAUGUUGAAACAUUGAACACAGAGUUCGACAGAAAACUAAUAACAGAACGAGCUACACAAAUGAAUGAAAUUCAGGAGCGUAAGCGAGAUCUUCUUAACAUGCAAAAUAUGCUAGCUAACUGUGAACGUGUUCUUCAAGCUGCUGAAAAUAAGUGUUCAAAGGUACAGUUGUUAACACUUAUACCAAAGCUAUCAAAACUUCGAGAUGAAAGCAGAAGCAAGCUGGAAGAUAUGAAAAAGAAACCUACCAAACUGCAUACGGAAAUCAUCAUUGAUGAAACCAUUAAAGCAUGUACAAAUAUUGCCUCUCUGGGGGAACUGAAACAAAUCUAGAAUUUUGUAAAUGUUUCCAUUUCGGCAAAACUCUUUCGAUAACAAUUUGAAAGAAAUCCAUUAGUGAAGAAAAACAUGUGCAAGUAUUUGUAACUACAAAACUACACCCAAGUACACCGAUGUAAUAUAGGUUUUCUUAUUACAGAUGUUUUCUUGUCUUUCAAAUACUAUCAUCAUGUAGAUAAGUGUUGAAAAUGGCAUGUCCGAAGGUAUACAUACAUGUAACAGGCUGAUUUUUACUUUGAUCAUUAAUAAAUACAUAGAUAUAACAA